CACGAAACAAGCACCAACAUUAAGCAGCAAAUUUAACAGCAAUGGCUUCCAUGGGAGCUGCAAUGAUGCUCUUCUUCUUCUUGCUGGCUUGCUUCCUAUCUGCCACUUCCACCCAGGCUGCAGAAAGUGUUCAUCACAAGUCCAAGACUCACGCUCCAUCCAAGGUCCUUCCAGCUCCUGCUCACGCUCCAAUGGCGAUGGCUCCUUCGUCUCAUGAACACCAUCACCAUGUCCUUCCUCCACGCAAGUCUGUAGAACACCACCACCAUCGCCAUCAUCACCAUGCGCCAGAGGAGGCACCUGUUCAUCACCACUCUCAUUCGGAGAAGGCUGAGCACCACAACCACAACCACCGUCAUCACCAUAACUACGCUCCAGAGAUGGCACCAGCUCCACAGGAGUCUAAGCACCAUCAUCACCACGGCCUUUCUCCGGCUCCGGCUCCUAGGAAGUUCCUUUCCUUUUUUUGGUAGAACGAGGCUUUUAAGUACUGUUGCGACAUGAUCAAUGAUAUGAUCCGGUGGAGGACUUUGUUGUUGUGGUUUUAGGGAAACAAUAAAUUAAGUACUUAGAAGUACUGAUGCCUUUGUGUCAGUUGGUCGCAUACUGUCCUGUUUAUUCAGGAUUAUAGGUAUGUUUGGUCGUUUUUUUCCUUAUGUUAGAGAGUCUGUGACUGUGAUCAAGUAGUGAUCAUGGCUCGUGUCUUAGUAAGGAACACUACUACUUAUCAGGGUGCUUAUCAAAGUGAUCACAUGACCAGUUUCAGUAAUAAUCAAGACCUCUAUCAUGG
This is a messenger RNA of Linum trigynum, 790 nucleotides long. Lineage: Eukaryota; Viridiplantae; Streptophyta; Magnoliopsida; Malpighiales; Linaceae. The record is from the annotation of a GenBank genome assembly.